Periconia digitata is the source of this 330-nucleotide messenger RNA. The record is from the annotation of a GenBank genome assembly. Lineage: Eukaryota; Fungi; Ascomycota; Dothideomycetes; Pleosporales; Periconiaceae.
UAUCAUCUCCACACUACAAGGUGGGGGAGUGGACCCCACAUCGACAUGUCACAAAUUUGGGAAAGAAUCGACAGCAGUUCUUCGCCUGUGAAUAUUGGUUCGGUACACUGUGCUCCCGCCAUGCGACAUCCCGAUGCGGACCCCGUGUUUUGUGAGGCCAACACCAAGGCGCAACACCAUUCUACAAGGCGUCUUGUUCAGCAACUAUCAUGUACAGCAAAAGUCACUAUGAUACCGAGGAAAAAUACUUCUGCUGCUCAUUCUUACAUUCCAUUGCGAGUACACCGUCCGUGGUGCCGCUCAAAAUCCCAGCUCCACCCGGAAUUGUAG